This is a messenger RNA of Strongyloides ratti, 642 nucleotides long. Its product is annotated as Small GTPase superfamily and Ran GTPase family and Small GTPase superfamily, Rho type and Small GTPase superfamily, Rab type and Small GTP-binding protein domain and Small GTPase superfamily, Ras type and P-loop containing nucleoside triphosphate hydrolase domain-containing protein. Gene Ontology annotation, molecular function: GTP binding; GTPase activity. The transcript is spliced from 2 exons. The record is from RefSeq and is a predicted model, not a curated record. Bases 1 to 642 code for a protein of 213 amino acids. Gene Ontology annotation, cellular component: recycling endosome. Gene Ontology annotation, biological process: exocytosis. NCBI's taxonomy places the organism in Eukaryota, Metazoa, Nematoda, Chromadorea, Rhabditida, Strongyloididae.
AUGAGUUCUCGUGAUGAUGAGUAUGACUAUCUUUUUAAAGUUGUUCUUAUCGGAGAUUCUGGUGUAGGUAAAUCUAAUUUAUUGUCUAGAUUUACACGUAAUGAAUUUAACUUGGAAUCUAAAUCUACAAUUGGUGUGGAAUUUGCAACAAGAUCUAUUCAAGUUGAAGGAAAAACAGUUAAAGCUCAAAUCUGGGAUACAGCAGGUCAAGAAAGAUAUCGGGCCAUUACAUCAGCAUAUUAUCGUGGAGCAGUUGGAGCACUUUUAGUUUAUGAUAUUGCUAAGCAUGUAACAUAUGAAAAUGUUGAGAGAUGGUUGAAAGAAUUAAGAGAUCAUGCUGAUCAAAAUAUUGUAAUUAUGUUAGUUGGAAAUAAGUCUGAUCUUCGUCAUCUUCGUGCCGUACCAACAGAUGAGGCAAAAGCUUAUGCCGAAAAAAAUCAAUUAUCAUUUAUUGAAACAUCAGCACUGGAUUCAUCAAAUGUAGAGGCAGCAUUUACGAAUAUUCUUACUGAGAUUUACAAGUCUGUCUCUAAUAGACAUAUUGGAGGAGACUCAAGAGUUUUACCUAACAAUCAACCUAAUAUUACAAUAUCACCAUAUAAAGAUGAUGGACAAAAUAAGAAAGCAUGUUGUGGAAAUUAA